CCCGCCUAUUUCGCUGCCAUGGCCAAAAGCACCUCGCUGUACUGCCGGCUGGUGGAGGGGAAGGAGCUGCCUGCCAAGGACGUCUCUGGCUCCAGCGAUCCCUACUGCGUGGUCAAGGUGGACAAUGAGGUGGUGGCCAGAACAGCCACAGUGUGGAGAAGCCUGAACCCAUUUUGGGGCGAGGAGUUCACCCUGCGCCUGCCCAGUGGCUUCCACAGCCUCACCAUCUAUGUGCUGGAUGAAGACACCAUCGGGCAUGAUGAUGUGAUCGGCAAAGUGUCACUGAGCCGUCAGCAGAUCUCAGCACAGCUGCGGGGUGAGCAGGGGCACGGGAAGUAUGGGGGGCAUAGGGCUCAUCACCGUGCUGGGGGUGCCCACCCCGUGCCCCCUUUCUUAGGCAUUGACAGCUGGCUCAGCCUGGUGCCUGUGCACCCUGACCAGGAGGUGCAGGGUGAGAUCCACCUGGAAGUGAAGAUGCCCGAGCAGGGCCACCCACGGAUGCUGCGCUGCCACCUCAUUGCAGCCAGGGACCUGGCCCCCCGGGACCCCUCUGGCACCUCAGACCCCUUCGUCCGAGUGUCGUGCUGCGGGCACACGCAGGAGACAACCGUGAUUAAGAAGACCCGCUUCCCACACUGGGAUGAGGUGCUGCAGUUUGAGCUGGCAGAAGACGAGCCAGGGGACAGCAUGCUGAGUGUGGAGGUGUGGGACUGGGACAUCGUGGGCAAGAAUGACUUCCUGGGACAGGUAAAGGUCCCCCUGGAUGCAUCGGGUCCCAUGGAGGGCUGGUUCCAGCUCCUGCCCUUUCCCAGCAGCAGUGAGGAGCCAGGGGGACAGCUGGGCUCCCUGCGGCUGACGGUGCGGCUGCUGGAGGACAGAGUCCUGCCCCAGCACUGCUACCAGCCCCUCAUCCAGCUCCUGGCCGAGCCCCUCCGUUCCCCAGGCCAGCCCGCAGCCAGCACAGCACUGGCUGUCCUGGAGGAGGUGACCUCAGGGGACAGCAGGCAGGAUGUGGCCACCAAGCUAGUGAAGGUCUUCCUGGCUCAGGGUCUGGCUGUGCCCUUCCUGGACUAUGUCAUCACCCGUGAACUGACCAGAACCACGGACCCCAAUACCCUUUUCCGCUCCAACUCCUUGGCCUCCAAGUCCGUGGAGCAGUUCUUGAAGGCAGUGGGGCUGCCCUACCUGCAUGCAGUCCUGAAGCCGGUGGUGAACCGCAUCUUCGAGGAGAAGAAGUACGUGGAACUGGACCCCUGCAAGAUGGAGCUGAGUCGUGGCAGGAGGAUCUCCUUCAAGGGGUCCCUGUCAGAAGCCCAGGUGCGAGAGAGCAGCCUAGAGCUGCUGCAGGGCUACCUGGGGGACAUGGUGGAUGCCAUCGUGGGCUCGGUGGACAAGUGCCCCCUCCUGAUGAGGGUGGCCUUCAAGCAGCUCCGCAGGCGGGUGGAGGAGCGCUUCCCCUCACCGCAGCACGAGGAGGUGCAGUACAUUGCCAUCAGUGGGUUCCUCUUCCUCCGCUUCUUCGCCCCUGCCGUCCUCACCCCGAAGCUCUUUGGCCUGAGGGAGCAGCAUGCUGAGCCUCGCACUGGGCGCACUCUCUUGCUGCUCGCCAAGGCGCUGCAGAGCAUUGGCAACCUGGGACUGCAACCAGGCAAGGAGCCCUGGAUGGCCCCACUGAACACCGUCCUGCUGCCCAGCAUCACUCGUGUCAGAGCCUUCCUGGACAGCCUCAUCGAGGUGGACAGCACGCAGGCCACAGCAGGUGAGAGGAUGGUGUCAGUGGCACCUUUCAGUCCCUCGGCCACAAUCAAGGAGGGUUUCCUGCACGCACGGGAGGCUGAGGAGCCCUCCCUGCUGCCCCGCUUCGCCUUCAAGAAGCGGUACUUCUGGCUCAGUGCCCAGGCUCUGUCCUACUCCAAGUCCCCCGAGUGCCAGGAACACAGCUGCAUCCCAGUGGGGCACAUACGGGCUGUGGAGCGCGUGGAUGAGGGCACGUUCCCGCAGCCCCACGUCAUGCAGGUGGUGGCACAGGAUGGCACCGGGCAGCUGCGCACCACCUACAUCCAGUGUAAGAACGCACCAGAGCUGUGGCAGUGGCUGUGGGCUCUGCGCCAGGCCAGCAGUGCCAACGGGGCCAUGCUGCCCACCUGCCACCCCGGCACCUUCCGUGCCGCCCGCUGGACCUGCUGCCUGCAGCCCACCCGUGCCGCUCCCGGCUGCAGCCGGACCCACAGCGCGGUGGCACUGGAUGAGUGGACUGACCCCAUGGACCCAGCAGCGGCGGCACAGAGCCUCUAUGGGCACCUCCAGCGUGCAGGGACACGGCUGUGGGAGGUGGUGGCAGAACCCGAGGGCAGCGUGGCAGUGCAGAGCCCGGAGCUGAAGCUUGGAGGUGGAGCCGUCGCGGAGCGGCUGCGGGCGGUGCUGCGCGACCUGGAUGCGGCCCACGAAGCCUUCGCCCGUGGUGACGGCGUCCCGAACCCUCCCACGGCCACGUGAAGAGAACUACAGCUCCCAGCAUGCCUUGCGCCGCCAAAAGACCAGCCAGCGCCGCGCCGCAAAGCAUUCUGGGAACUGUAGUCCGCGCCGCCCUCCUCUGCCCGCAGCGAGACGGGGCGGCGCAGGGGGGGCACCCGACGGACACGCGUGUGCGCACACUCACACAGACGUGUCCGUGC
Molecule: messenger RNA, 2675 nt
Organism: Phasianus colchicus (ring-necked pheasant)
Lineage: Eukaryota; Metazoa; Chordata; Aves; Galliformes; Phasianidae
Source: RefSeq, a predicted model, not a curated record